AUGCCAAAACGAUUCCUCAAUGUUGAAUACGACACACUUACUGCUGAAAUCGAUGUGACUGACUUUGAAGACCUGAGUGGAGUUCAGGAUGCUAUCAAGUCUGAGUAUGGUCCUGCUAUGGCUGACAUUGAUGCUCCUCAACUGCAACUCUACACCGACAGUUCAGCAUCUGCUGCAGCCUCACCCGCACUACUGGAUUUUUGGACUGCUUUCACAAACUACCCUAACCCUCUUGAAGGAAACACUGUUGUCCAACUUCCAGCAGACGUAUUCAUCCUUGGAAACCAUUCAAUUGGAUCAUCCAUUUACAUCCGUCCUUGUUAUCCUAAACUUUUUGAAAAAUCACUAUCUAUUGUGCAAUCUGCUGAUAUAUGUCGUUUGAUCAUCCUUGGAAAUCCUGGAAUUGGCAAGACAUAUUUUGGUUACUUUUUGCUGUUGCAUCUUGCUCGCUCUGGUGCUACAGUCGUGUAUGAGAGUGGAGUUGAUCAAAAAAGAUAUCUGCUUACUCCCAAUGGUGUAUUCGAAGGAGGAAAGCAUGCUUUUUGGAAAAUCUUGGAUUCCUCGUCAACAUUCUACAUUGUUGAUGGCUCGGCACCUGUUGAUGUUGAUGCCAAGACCAUUCUUGUUACUUCACCUCGUUGGGAAAUUUGGCAUCGGUUUUCCAAGGGGUCCUGCGACAUUCGGUAUAUGCCAGUGUGGUCAAAAGAAGAAUUGCAUUCUUGUCGCUCAAUGCUUUUUCCUACAGUCCCACAAGAAUUGGUACAAAGUCUGUAUUUGAAGUGGGGAGGAAUUGUUCGUUAUGUUCUUAAAUAUGCAUUGGUAAAAGAACAACAGGAUUUUUUCGACAAAGCUUUAAAUAUUUCCAAUAUCGAUUCAGUUGUCAAGUCUUUUGGUAAAUAUGGUGAAAACCUAGACGCUUCAAGUUGUUUGAUUCAUAUAUCAGUCAGUGAUGGCUUCCACAGUGGUCCUUAUCAGUUUGCUUUUGACUAUGUGGUUGAUGAAAUUUACAACCGUGUCUAUGCCAGAGACCGAGAUCAUCUUAUCAGAUUCGUUUCUGUCACUCGAGAAAUUGGUGAAACUGGUCAACUUAAUAGGGCAUUAUUUGAAAAGCACGCUCAUACAGUCAUCGCUAAAGGUGGUUCAUUCAAGAUUCGUGAUUUACGUACCAAGCUGGAGUCUACACUUCAACUGCCAAUGGAUCUUAGUACUUUGUUAUUCUCCAACAAUUCUCAAGUUCAAAACGCAACGAAUUGCUAUUUUCGUCCCAUUAGCAAUAUUUUUGAAUCUGUUGAUUCGUUCAUCAAGCCAAAUCUACUUUUCCAAAUGACCGGUACCAAAGAUCAUCCUUGCAAACAAACUGAACUUUGUGAUGUUUUGGAAAUACUUGGUAAUCCGUCAAAACCAGAACUGUAUUUUGUUGUACCUCCUGAUCGUUUUGCCUGUUUUACACGCCAAAGCUACCACGGAACAGAUGGUCAAGUGUUGUCACAAAACGAUACUAUUGCGAGUGUUGAGAAGUUGACUCGAUUUGUUUUGACGUUUGAACCAUCUCAUCAAUAA
This is a messenger RNA of Batrachochytrium dendrobatidis JAM81, 1560 nucleotides long. RefSeq lists its product as uncharacterized. Lineage: Eukaryota; Fungi; Chytridiomycota; Chytridiomycetes; Rhizophydiales. The transcript is spliced from 2 exons. The record is from RefSeq and is a predicted model, not a curated record. The coding region runs from base 1 to 1560 and encodes 519 amino acids.